Oryza sativa Japonica Group (Japanese rice) is the source of this 2077-nucleotide messenger RNA. NCBI's taxonomy places the organism in Eukaryota, Viridiplantae, Streptophyta, Magnoliopsida, Poales, Poaceae. The record is from RefSeq and is a predicted model, not a curated record.
UCCACCUUCCUCCUCAGGAGACACCACCCGCCGCCGCCGCCUCCUCCAUUACCGAGAAGAAGAGAAACCUCUCUUCUACUGUUGGAUCCAACUACUACCUACCCGCACGCCGCAAUGUCGCUCGCCACCAGCUCCUCGAUGGCCGGUGGGGCGGCGGUGGUUCCACGCAGCGCGACGGCGACGACGGCCUCGGCGUUCGUCACGAUGAAGCGGCGCGCCACGGCCGUGCGCGCCGUACACGCGGCGGAGCCGUCGAAGAACCCGCCCGUCGGCGUCCCGUCCGCGGCGAAGACGUCGUCGCCGUCGGUGGCGGCGCCGGAGAAGGCCCCCGUGGCGGCCGCGCCCGCGCCUGUGGCUCCGGCUCCGGCGGCCACGAAGCAGGUGGCGCCGGCGAGGUGGGCGGUGGACAGCUGGAGGACGAAGAAGGCGCUGCAGCUGCCGGAGUACCCCAACGCGGCGGAGCUGGAGGCGGUGCUCAAGACGAUCGAGGCGUUCCCGCCGAUCGUGUUCGCCGGGGAGGCGAGGCACCUGGAGGAGCGCCUCGCCGACGCCGCCAUGGGCCGCGCCUUCCUCCUCCAGGGCGGCGACUGCGCCGAGAGCUUCAAGGAGUUCAACGGCAACAACAUCCGCGACACCUUCCGCGUCCUCCUCCAGAUGUCCGCCGUCCUCACCUUCGGCGGCCAAAUGCCCGUCAUCAAGGUUGGGAGAAUGGCGGGGCAAUUCGCGAAGCCGAGGUCGGAGGCGUUCGAGGAGAGGGACGGGGUGAAGCUGCCGAGCUACAGGGGCGACAACAUCAAUGGCGACGCGUUCAACGAGAAGAGCCGCAUCCCUGACCCGCAGAGGAUGGUCCGGGCCUAUGCGCAGUCCGCCGCCACGCUCAACCUCCUCCGCGCUUUCGCCACCGGAGGAUACGCCGCCAUGCAGCGCGUGACGCAGUGGAACCUCGAUUUCACCCAGCACAGCGAGCAGGGCGACAGGUACCGUGAAUUGGCACACAGGGUUGAUGAAGCCCUUGGCUUUAUGUCUGCUGCUGGGCUAACAGUGGACCACCCGUUGAUGACAAGUACUGAUUUCUGGACCUCACAUGAGUGCCUUCUCCUACCCUAUGAACAAUCUCUGACCCGUCAGGACUCCACAACUGGUCAUUUCUACGACUGCUCUGCCCACAUGCUAUGGGUGGGCGAACGCACUCGCCAGCUCGAUGGUGCUCAUGUUGAGUUCCUCAGGGGUGUGGCCAACCCUCUUGGCAUCAAGGUGAGUGACAAAAUGAACCCAACCGAGUUGGUGAAGCUGAUUGAGAUUUUGAACCCAUCAAACAAGCCUGGGAGAAUUACCAUCAUCACAAGGAUGGGGGCAGAGAACAUGAGGGUCAAGUUACCUCAUCUUAUCCGUGCGGUCCGCCACGCUGGACAAAUUGUCACAUGGAUUACUGAUCCAAUGCACGGGAACACCAUCAAGGCUCCUUGUGGUCUGAAGACACGCCCCUUUGACUCCAUUCUGGCCGAGGUACGAGCAUUCUUCGAUGUGCAUGAUCAAGAAGGAAGCCACCCAGGAGGUGUCCACCUCGAGAUGACUGGGCAGAACGUAACCGAGUGCAUCGGCGGAUCCCGAACCGUCACCUUCGAUGACCUGGGUGACCGCUACCACACCCACUGCGACCCGAGGCUGAACGCGUCCCAGUCGCUGGAGCUCUCCUUCAUCAUCGCCGAGAGGCUGAGGAGGAAGAGGAUCCGGUCGUCGAAGCUGAACAACAUGUUGCCGUUGCCACCCUUCGGUGUCUGAAUCUGAAAUGGGUAAGGGAAACCAGGGGAAGACGGAGGAAUGACGAACGGGGUAGAUAAGAUAGCUGCAGCAAGAACUCGACGACGCCUAUUCCAUUUGUUGGUGGGAUGCUCUUGGUGAAAUCCUAUAUUUUGCGAGCUUUUUUUUCUGUUGUAACUUUUCAGUUGGUAUAUAUAUGCUCUGUAAUAUCAUGCCAGGCUGAAAGGCUUUGACAUUUCGGUUUUUCUAUGUUUCUAUCAUGGAUAAGAGAAUAAAAUGCAAGAUAGAAGAAGGCUUUGUGAAUAAUUACUUGCAA